This is a messenger RNA of Bacillus rossius redtenbacheri, 1290 nucleotides long. RefSeq names its product ribosomal protein S6 kinase alpha-4-like. The record is from RefSeq and is a predicted model, not a curated record. Lineage: Eukaryota; Metazoa; Arthropoda; Insecta; Phasmatodea; Bacillidae. Gene Ontology annotation, biological process: protein phosphorylation. Gene Ontology annotation, molecular function: ATP binding; protein serine/threonine kinase activity. The transcript has a single exon. Bases 1 to 1290 code for a protein of 429 amino acids.
AUGCAUCGUGGUGUUAGAGUUCCCGUGGCGGAUGGCAGCGGGGAGAGUUUUGAGGUACUUGAAGAGCUGGGUCGCGGCGCCUUCAGCACAGUGCACCUGGUGCGGAAAGAUGGCGGCGAGGACGACGGGCGCAGCUACGCUGUGAAGGUGCUGCGGAAGGGGCCGCAUCACCAGACCCAGGAGGCGCUGUCCAGGUCCUUCCUGAAGGAGCUGCGAGUGUUGGAGGCUGUCGUCGAGGCACCCUUCCUCCUGCACCUGUACUAUGCCGGCCAGGCGGAGGAGGCGGUGUUCUUCGUGGUCGACCACGCAGCGGGAGGCGACCUCACCGCCGUGCUGGAGGACCUGGGGUUCCUGCCGGAGGACCAGGCCCGUCUGGUGCUGACCCAGCUGUUCAGGGCCUUGCACACCCUCCACUCGCUCGGCGUGAUGCACCGCGACGUGAAGGCUGGCAACGUGCGGGUUGACGGCGAGGGCAACGUGGUGCUGGCGGACUACAGGCUGUGCUCGGAGCCAGCAGAAGAAGGCUGCCUGUUCCGCCGCACCUUCUGCGGCACGAUUGAGUACUUGGCGCCCGAGGUGCUAUUGAGGACUCCGCCCGGCUACACCGCCGCCGUAGACUUCUGGAGCGCGGGCGUGCUGGGGUUCGAACUGCUGACGGGCAGCCUGCCGUUCGACCCGGAGGACGAGGGCGACCGGAAGAAGAUUAUAAUGAACAUAAUCAACCAGGAGCCGCAGUACCCGCCAUACCUGUCGCCCGAGGCGGCGGACCUGCUCAGGAUGCUCCUGAGCAAGACACCCCACCAGCGCCUCGGAGGGCCGACAGCAGACCUGGCGGAGGUGAAGGCGCACUGUUUCUUCCGGGGCCUUGACUGGACUGAACUGCCGCCCCCCUUCGCGAAGAUAGACGAGCCGGAGUGGGCCACAUCAAGCUCCGAGGACGAGGACUCCUUAGAGGACGGCGAGGUGGCAGAGGAGGAAGGAUACCUGCCGGGGUUCGACCUCGCUCCGUCGAACUACAAGCAUUCCUCGUCCAGUGAUGUGUCCUCGUCCAGUGAUGUGUCCUCGGCCAGUCCGCAGCCUGGCUCGUCGGCGACACCAUGGAGACACAAGAAGAUAACAAAUAGGAGCACGGCUAGGUCUUCUGGUGGUUAUGUGUGUAAGGGACUGAACCUAUACGAUAGUGACUAUUAUGAAGACAAACAGAGUGAACAGAAACCAAAGAGAAGGCGAUUGAAGGAAGUGAUUAGUGGUGGUCUGAAAACUCUGAGGAGGUGGCUGUGUUGUUUUUAA